Messenger RNA from Mercenaria mercenaria, 2360 nucleotides. RefSeq names its product heat shock 70 kDa protein 12B-like. Gene Ontology annotation, molecular function: ATP binding; ATP-dependent protein folding chaperone. The record is from RefSeq and is a predicted model, not a curated record. NCBI's taxonomy places the organism in Eukaryota, Metazoa, Mollusca, Bivalvia, Venerida, Veneridae. The transcript has 7 exons. The coding region runs from base 151 to 1095 and encodes 314 amino acids.
UUGUAUUAAUAAACUUUCCUUUAAGCAAACAAAAUCGAUUUUGAAAUAUUCCAUGUAAAAACCGGCUUGAUUUACUUCCCGGAUGGUGACCUGUCUUAAUGCGUUUUAUCGGCGACCUUUGAUCGUGUUGACUUAAACAAUGAACUGAGUAUGACAUCAAGACAAGAUAUUCUCCUGGUUGUGGCCAUAGAUUUUGGGACCACUUAUUCCGGGUUUGCAAUUCAAUUUCGUCAUGAAUUUGACCCUAAAGAUCCGACAAAGAUCCGCGCCCCUCAGUCCUGGAACGGUGGCAAGCAGAACUUGAUGUCGUACAAGACACCAACAUGCCUGCUACUGAACGAGGACCAGGAGAUAGACUGCUUCGGUUUUGAAGCUGAGGAGAAGUACGCUGAUCUAUGUCUGAAUAAAGAAAACGGAAAAUAUUACUACUAUAAACAGUUUAAGAUGAGACUACAAGAGGGACAGGGCUUGAAAAAAGGUUCCUUGUUAGAAGACGAAACACAGAAAACUAUGCCAGCGUUAAAGGUGUUUGCUUUGUCGAUACAAUGCCUUAAAGACUGUCUGAUGAAAAUAAUUGAUCGAGAAGGCACAGGAGUCAACACGGACGAUAUAUUAUGGGUAUUGACAGUCCCAGCCAUCUGGGACGACGCAGCAAAAAUGUUCAUGAAGGAAGCUGCAAAAAUGGCCGGUAUUGCUGAAGAUCAUCUAAGCAUAGCUCUUGAACCGGAAGUGGCCUCCCUGUUCUGUCAGCAUCUACCUGUAGAAAAAUUCUCGGAAGGAGGGAAGAUGGGCUUUGCAAAUGCAGCACCAGGCACAACGUACAUGGUCGUGGAUCUUGGAGGUGGAACUGCAGAUAUCACUGUUCACGAACGCCAGUCUGGAAACAGAAUCAGAGAGGUGUACAAGGCCAGUGGUGGUCCUUGGGGUGGCACAGCUGUUGAUCAUGCAUUCACCCAACUUAUCAUUAGUAUUGUUGGGGGUCCUGUGUGGGCGAGAUUCAAGCGAGAGCAGCCGUACGAUUACCUUGAAUUAUUGAAAGAAUUUGAGUGUGUGAAAGGACCCUUGGUACAAAGUCUGGUGAAUGGUACAACAUAAAAAUACCGGCAACGCUUAAUGAAGUCUGUAACGAUGUACACGGAGAAAUAUUUUCAGAACUGACAAAAGAAUCAUUAGUAUCCGACCAAAUCUCGUUCGUUAGUGAUAAGAUGAGGAUGAAGGUUGGGCUUGUUGAGAAAUUAUUUACAAAGGUCACCGACAACAUCGUCAAACAUAUCAAGAACAUUAUCUCAAGGACAGACGCUGGGAAGAAGAUAUCUCUCAUGUUGAUGGUUGGAGGGUUUUCGGAAUCCCCUUUUGUACAAAAAGUGAUGAAAACAGAGUUCACUGAAAAGACGAAAGUUAAGGUUCUUAUUCCGCAACAAGCUGGAAUUGCUGUUCUCAAUGGGGCUGUGCUUUUUGGUCGCAUGCCUGAGGUUGUUACAAGUCGUGUCAUUCGGUAUACAUACGGGGUAAAAAUUGUACGAAAAUUUCAAAAAGGAAAAGAUCCGGAAAACAAGAAGAUCCCAGGUGAUCCAACACAGUGUUUCGACGCUUUUAAACCUUUCAUGAAAGAAGGAACAUCAGUUGAGAGAGGCCAUAAAGUGAUACAAGCUUAUUCAACAAGCCGACCUUUCCAAGACGAAAUGGGCGUGAACGUUUACACAGCGUCGGGUUUCGUUCCGGAGUUUGUGACAGAAGAUGGUUGUCGACUUCUAGGAACUUUGAGGGUUAAAGUGCCCGAUCCAUCGGCAAAGACAAGGAAGCUUGUGGUUAUUUUCAGGUUUGGAAGUACCACACUUGCUAUGCUUGCUGUAGAAGAGGACAGCAAAAAAGUGUGCGCUACAGUGUUUGGACUUCCAGAGUAAAUAUGGUUCUAAGAAAUGCUAGCAGAACUGUAUAUAGCAUAAUGUUUAUGAAGCAUUAUAAUAGCGUUAUAGUAGCAUCACUUUGACAGAUCCUUGUACAAAAAAAUGCAGAAGGAAUGGAUAAAAGGACAUCUAGUGGACUGGGUGUAGAAUUUCCAAACAUAAAUGGGCAAAAACUGUUUAUACAUGUAUUGUUUCAUAACCUGUUUCUUGCAUUAUUAAGUUAUAUGGUGAGAAAUGUGUUUUGUAAAACAGACUAUUAAGGUGUAAUAUUUAAAAAGAUCACCUUCCAUUUUCACAAACCAAUUAUUUUGCAUGUGCUGGUAUACAAUAUAUUGACUUGACAAGUUUAGGAAAGCGUUACCACUGGUCUCAAACAAUGAGAAAAAGAAACUAUGAAAAUGAUUUAUUAAUAUGAUACAUAGGAAUUCUUUAGUCAUAAGCAAAUGCUUUAUA